This is a messenger RNA of Dacryopinax primogenitus, 774 nucleotides long. RefSeq lists its product as uncharacterized. The record is from RefSeq and is a predicted model, not a curated record. Lineage: Eukaryota; Fungi; Basidiomycota; Dacrymycetes; Dacrymycetales; Dacrymycetaceae. Bases 1 to 774 code for a protein of 257 amino acids. The transcript is spliced from 2 exons.
AUGACGAGCAGCUCGACAUUGCCUGACAACGUCUCGCAAGCUGCAUUCGCUGGUCUGCUAACGGCUGCCGGCUUCUUUGGAAUUGCACUCAUCGGUCUUAUUGUUUAUGUGCUCGGACGAUGGCGCCGAGAGGUCAAACAUAAACGUCAAGCUUCUACAGCCCAGCCCUACUACUUAGAAGACAUGCCAAUAACCCUAUUAUCUGUCCGAGAGUCUGUCAUGAAGCCUCCUAUGUAUUCAUCAAGUCCCUGGGCGGUGGAUGCCGAGGCACAGAAAGUUGCUCUGUCAGUACUUGACAUGAAGUCUCCCGCACUCCCUGGGUACUCGGUACCAGAUUCGAUGGCUGCAGAACUUCGCGCUUCGUUUGCUAGCCCAUCCAAAGCCCCAAUAUUGAUGGUUUCAUCCCCAUGGACACCAACGACCCCAGGAUCGACGAAUCCCCUUGGAUCAUCACAUCUCGCUCAACAAAUCAAAGUACCACCCAUACCACCACCCAUACCCAUCCCUACAAGAGCCGCCGAGCGGGAAGCAUUGGCACGUUAUACUAUGCCUCCUCCGACUCCGCAUUGCCCCAUCACUGGUAUGCCGCUGGACAUUACCCAGCGAACGCCCCCGCCAGUAUAUAACGCUUCCAUGGAACGCGCGCAGCGUGCAGCGCUACGACAGCAGCGUCGGAAGGGGAACCAGAAGACUCUCUGGCGUGAAACGUUGAAGAGCGUCAAGAGCAUCAAGAGCGCCAAGACCGCUGUGACUGCAUCUUCUUCGAUCGCAUGA